Molecule: messenger RNA, 2304 nt
Organism: Capronia coronata CBS 617.96
Lineage: Eukaryota; Fungi; Ascomycota; Eurotiomycetes; Chaetothyriales; Herpotrichiellaceae
Exons: 1
Coding region: 1-2304 (767 amino acids)
Biological process (GO): DNA repair; DNA alkylation repair
Cellular component (GO): nucleus
Molecular function (GO): dioxygenase activity
Source: RefSeq, a predicted model, not a curated record
AUGCUAUUCCCUGCCGGCUCCUUGCCUCCGGGUCCUCCGAUCGAGACAAAAAAGGCCUUGUUACUGCUCGACUUUCAGAAUGAUUUCGUCAGCCCGGAAGGAAAGCUUCCGGUCGCCAAUGUAGUUUCUUUCCUCCCCAACCUCAUCCCUCUCGUCGCCGAGUUUCGCGCUAAAGGGGAAGUUAUCUGGGUCGGCACCGAGUACAAACAGCCUCGCUCGACAAUUUCCGCCACAACCGGCGCACAUUCCAUCCUCCUCAGACACUCUCUGCGGCAGCAAGAUCCAGACGACGGCACCAGUAAGUAUCUCAACGCUCCUAGCGACGUACGCUCACCCACCGAAGACCCACUCUCGCCAUCCCAACAAUACGAUGUCACACAUGAUCGGGAAGCAUUCCUUGCGCCGCUCUUGAUCGCGACCAAGUACCGGUGCUGCAUUCCAGGUACGCCGGGCGCUGACUAUCCGGACAUCAUCAAAAAUGUCAUUGACCCGCAACAAGAUUUGGUCAUCCUGAAGUCUCAUUACUCGGCCUUUACAGAAUCACCGCUUCUCGUACAUCUACGGACCAGGCUCAUUACCGAACUAUACGUCUGUGGUUCAUUGUCCAACAUUGCUGUCUAUGCCACCGUGCUGGAUGCCGUAUGUCACGGCCUUCAGGUCACCAUCGUCGAAGACUGUCUUGGCUUCAACGACGAGAAAUGUCACGUGGAAGCCAUGCGUCAAAUGGCCGACCAUAUGGGGGCCAACGGCAUUGACUGUCAAGAGCUCCGCGACGAUCUUGCAGGUCUGUUGGGCGACGUCGUGCACGAAGAAGAGUAUACCACCAGAUUCCAAGUCAGCCUGCCACCCCCUGCUCGCCGGACCAAGUCUCAUACCUCGAGAAAGCAGAUCCACAAUUGGAUUGCCGGCUUGGACGGCCAAGCAAAUGAGGCCUUGGUGCCAGAAGAUUCGGCGAUGCUCUCAAUACAGAGCGCGGAGCGGACCAACCAUGGUGAUGAGUCCGUCUCCAAGAGUGAGUCUUCACCAAGGGUCGUGCAGCCCCUUCCAUCAGAGCGUAGCUCUCCACGGAAAAGAUCAACGAGUGAUGUCGAUUCUCUAGAAGAACCUGUUAUCCCUAGAAUUUCACACAAAACUUCAGUCCGUCGUGCUUCCAACACUGCUUCCACUGCUACGCAAAUGAAACGCAAGCAAAGCAGUUCUGCUACGCGAAAGAAGCGUCCGUCGAACGAGUCCCAGAGGAGGUCCCCUCCUUCUUUCACCCCUAUCGCCAUGGUUCAAGACCCACCCGCUCGCACUCAGGAACCUGAAGAGGCUGUCCUCCCCGAAAAUGACCUAGGCCAGGACGAAAAGGUGACUCUUGAUACGACUCCAGAUGAUCGCCAACCUGGAUCAAGAAAGAAGGACAAGCUGGCCCUGACUUUCCUCGGGCCCGAAGACACGAUUGGCCAGGGUGACAGUCGACUCUUUUUUGACCUUCUGAAUUCGGAGGAAGCAGACCGGGCAUUCCAGUCCUGCAAGGAGUCGAUCAAAUGGCAGAAAAUGUUUCACCGCUCUGGCGAAGUGCCUCGUCUGGUGGCAGUCCAAGGAGAAGUCGCCGAGGACGGAUCAUGCUUCCCAAUCUACAGACACCCUGCUGAUGAGUCCCCGGAGCUGCUGCCGUUUGAUUCAACUGUUAAUAUGCUGCGAUUGGCUGCGGAAAGAGUGGUCGGCCACCGACUGAACCAUGUUCUGAUUCAAUGGUACCGAAACGGUGAAGACAACAUUUCAGAACACUCCGACAAGACUCUGGACGUCGUCCACCGCUCUAACAUUGUCAACUUGAGUUUGGGGGCGCAAAGGACCAUGACCCUACGGAAAAAGAGGUCCGCCGUGUCACCCGUAACUCAACAUGGAGGAUCAGAGAUAACGAGGCCUUCUCAACGUAUUCACUUACCUCACAAUUCUCUCUUUGUCCUGGGCCAAGAAACCAAUCGACACUGGCUUCAUGCCAUCCGAGCUGACAAGCGGCCUACUUCCCAAAAAGACCCUGCCGAACUGGCGUACGAAGGAGAAAGGAUUAGUUUGACCUUCAGACACAUUGGAACCUUCAUUGAUCCCACUGACAAUACGAUUUGGGGACAAGGGGCAACGAGCAAACAAAGAGAAGGGGCUCGACGAUUGUUGACUGGCAGAAAAGCCGAAGAACAAGGCGAAGCCAUGGUUCGUGCCUUUGGCCAGGAAAACCAUCGGAGUACGGAAUGGGAUUGGGAUGAAUGGUAUGGCAACGGAUUCGACGUGGUCAAUUUUGAGACCAAGAAAGCAUGA